Molecule: messenger RNA, 672 nt
Organism: Rotaria socialis
Lineage: Eukaryota; Metazoa; Rotifera; Eurotatoria; Philodinida; Philodinidae
Source: the annotation of a GenBank genome assembly
AUGAGGUUGCUACGCUAUUCUGUGCCGUUAUCACGAUUCGUUUUUCCAUUAGCCAUCUCUAAUCGAAGAUUGGCAACAGUAUCUUCCAAUUCUUCGACCAUUCAACCGAUGACAGAGGCUGCAAAACAAGCUGCUCGAGAAGAAGCUACAUUAACGAAAAUAGCACCAUACAAGAAUGUUCCUGGCAAACACUAUGGUGAUGGCCUGGCCGAAGUAGCGUUGGCUCGUUUAGAUGACGUACAAAACUUGAUUCGACGUGGUUCUAUCUGGCCGUUAACAUUUGGUCUCGCUUGUUGUGCUAUUGAAAUGAUGCAAAUGGCUGCUCCGCGUUAUGACAUGGAUCGAUUUGGUGUUGUCUUUCGUGCUAGUCCUCGUCAAUGCGAUCUCAUGAUUAUUGCUGGUACUUUGACUAAUAAAAUGGCACCGGCUGUUCGACGUCUUUACGACCAAAUGCCACAUCCAAAAUGGGUCAUUUCGAUGGGUUCAUGUGCAAAUGGAGGUGGCUACUAUUACUAUUCGUAUUCUGUCGUUCGUGGUUGCGAUCGUGUCAUCCCCGUUGAUAUUUAUGUUCCAGGCUGUCCACCAAGUGCAGAAGCUCUACUCUACGGUAUUCUUCAAUUACAACGAAAAAUAAAGCGCUUAGAUACAUUACAAAAAUGGUACCGCAAAUAA